CUUUGAAAACAGAUUACCAUGACAGUAUAUAUAUAUAUAUAUAUCAUAUUGUUAGGUUCUACUGUCAUUUUGCGUAUAUAUGUCUUCGCAACAAUUGUUACGUAUACUAAUUUACAAAUGAUGAUAUGAACAUCCAGUAUGUGUAUAGGUAAUUUGAUUCUGAGUAGAAAAACCAUAUUUCUUUAAUUUUAUUUUAUUUUUUUCGAUAUGUGAACACAUGUUUUAGAAUCAAAUUACAAUUUUUACUAAUCGGAUUUACUGAAUUAAUAAUAAUAGUAGUAGAUAGUAAUUAAUUGGGAUCAUUUGUCAUAAAGAUGAUGAUAAUGAUUAAUACAGUGUUACUGUUAUCAGUGAUGAUGGUGAUAAUGAUGACAAUGACAAAGGAAUUGAUAAUUGAAUUUACACAACCCUUAUUCUUUUUACAAUAUUUAAACAGAUGACAGUAAUCAGUGACUACGUAUCUCAAUUAACAUUUUGCUAAUAGUUGUUACACUUUGAAGUAACAGAUUACAAGUUAUAUAUGUGUUACAGUUUCAUAUAUACGCUAAAAAAUGUAUAAUAGAUUACUUAAUGUAUUAGAGGAACUACUCAAUCACGAUACUUGUGAUUAAUUUGACCUUAUUUGUAAUAGUAAAUACUAAAGCUUAUAUAUAAAUACAUAUGAUGAUAUAUAACAUCAUUUUUCUUCUUCUAAUUUGUAUAAUAAGGUAAAUCGGUGCCAGAGUUUUUGUCUUCAAAUGAUAUACUAUUACUGUUACAUUCAUUACAAAUUACAAUCUGAAUAUAUUUUACAAUGGAUAAAUAAAAAAAGAAUCUGUUCAAUUAUCCUUUGUGACCAUUAUGAAUGAGCAGAGUUUUAGUCGCUACCAUCAUUCAACUAAUUUAGAUGAAUGUCAAGAGAAUAAUAAUGAUGUUGAUAAUGGUCGUCCAUUUGAUAAUGACUCAUCUUUAGAAUAUCAGUCAAAUAACAGUACACUAUCAUCAUCAUCAUCAUGUUAUGUUAAUUAUGAACUACAAAGUAAGAAUUAUGAUUCUGAUGAAAUUCUUGAUUUGAGAAUGCAUAAAAAUAAAAUCUUUGACACUUGGCCAUCAACAACAAUAUCUUCAUCUUCAUCCUUUAACUCGUUAUUUUCCACAAAUAUAAACCAUGAUAAUCAUUCGUGUAGAAUAUCGAAUUCAGAAUUAUUAAAUAAUCUAAUUGAAAUGAAUAAACAACAACACAUUGAUGCUUUAUUCAAUCAUCAUUUAACUUCAUCAUUAUCUUCAUUACCAAGUACUACUACUAAUACUACUACUACUACUACUACUACCACCACCAAUAAUACUACUAAGUUGAAUACAUUUUCAACUGCUUUAACAUCAUCAGUAGUAUAUGAAAAAUUAACACAAACAAUAACCACUUCCAAUAUUAGUCCUAUAAAUAAUUUAAUAGAUUUUACCAAUACACUAUCAAAAACUAUUCAUACAUUAUCUAAAUAUCAUUAUUCUAAAUUAAAUGAUCAUCAACCAAAAUCAUUAUCGAAUAUUAAACAUUCAAUUAAUCAUGAAUUUCAAUUGGAUAAAAUAAAUUUUCUUUCAAAUUUCCCAUAUUAUCUUUAUCGAAUUUUUUCUACAUCAAAUAUCAUUCCUACUAUUCAACAACUACAACAACAAUCACACCAGCAUCAGCAGCAACACAAUCAAGAACGACAAUCCUAUAAUUCUAUUAAUUCAUCUUCAAUAGAUCCUUUACAAGAUAAUACAAAUAUUUCAUAUUCAUUAUUAAAACCAUGUAUAAAAUUUUCUAAUAUGAAUUCAAUCAAUCAACAAUAUGCAACAUCAUUUGAAUUAUCAAUUAAUUUUAUAAAUUGGUAUCAUCAAUUUAUGCAAAAUUUACAUCAAUUAUUAUUAAAACAACAAUUCAAACAACAACAACAGAAGUAUGAUCAUCAUCCUCAACAACAACAGCAGCAGCAUGAUCAUCAUCAUCAUCCUCCUCAACAACAACAAGAUCAUCGACAACAACAACGACAAAUUGAUCAUCAACAAAAUGAUCAAAGUUUAAAAUGGAUUAAAAAGGAGACAAAUGAAUUCAAUAAAGAAUAUCAAAUUAGUUUAAGUUCAUUUAAUUUACAUUUAGAUAAAGAGAAAUAUUAUCAAAAGAUAAAUAAUUCAACAGAUCAUUUAAAAGUCAAUAAAUAUGAUACAUCAAAUGAUGAAAAUUUUUCUAAUUUUCAAUCAAAUCAAGAUGAAUUACCUAUUGAUUCAUGUUCACAAAAAUGGAUCAUUUAUCAAAAUGAAUCAAAUCUUUUAUCUGAACAAUCAACAUUUACUAAAUCAAUAAAUGAUAAAAUCAAUACAAAAUUAUUCAAUAAAUCUAAAUUAUCCUAUUCUAUUAAUUCAUCACUAUCAUCAUCAUCAUCAUCUAAUCCAAUUCAUUAUUAUCGUCAUAUUUAUCAUUAUCAUCAUAAUCAACAAUUAAUUAAUAAUCGUAUUAAAUAUAAAUUACAAUUAAAUAAUAAUAAUAAUCAUAAUAUAAAAAUCAAUAAAAAUUCUAAUUUAUUAUAUCGUUAUCAAUGUCCACAUUGUAAUAAAGAAUUUCCACGUUCAGCUAAUUUAAAUCGUCAUUUACGUACACAUACUGGUGAAAAACCAUAUCAUUGUGAAUAUUGUCAAAGAGGUUUUAGUAUAUCAUCUAAUAUGCAACGUCAUAUAAGAAAUAUACAUCAACGUGAACGUCCAUUUAUAUGUACAAUAUGUAAAAGAGCAUUUGCUCAAAGAACUAAUUUAGAUAGACAUAAACGUAAUCAUUGGUUACAUAAUUCAUAAAACUUAUAAAAUGUAUAUUUAUUCAUUUAUUUAUUCAAUUCGAAUCAACAUUAUUUUCUUGAUUAUUUUGUUUGUUUGUUUGUUUAUUAGUCACUUUUGAUUGUUGAACUUUGUAAGAUGAUUUCAUGUUCAUAUUGUUCAUGAUAUUUUCUUUUCUUUUUAAAAAAAAAAUAAACAGUAACAAAGAA
This is a messenger RNA of Schistosoma curassoni, 2996 nucleotides long. The record is from the annotation of a GenBank genome assembly. NCBI's taxonomy places the organism in Eukaryota, Metazoa, Platyhelminthes, Trematoda, Strigeidida, Schistosomatidae.